AUGAUCAAUAACAUCUUGAAAUAUUUUGUUGACAUCUAUAAAGUUAAUAUUUUAUUGGCUGGUCAUCGGUUAAAAAAUAAACGAGAAUUAUUAAUAUUUGUUGAAAACAAAGAAUCUUUUCUAAUUCUCUUCGAUGAUAGCAAAUGGCCGAAAGCCAUCGGUUCAUUUGAUUAUGAUAAGACUCGACCAAAUCACCUGCCGCCUCAAUUUUCUGUCAUUCUUCGUCAUGUACCUGUUGAAAAAGAUAUUAAUCUCUUACUUAUGGAUUUACAAAAAGAUUAUCCUGAUAUUAUAAAUGCAUUUCGUUUAUUAAAUAGAAACAAACUUCCUACAUCUAUUGUUCGACUUGAUAUUGCUGGUGUUAAAACUAUUGAAAAUUUAUCAAAUAAGAAAUUUAUUUAUAUUGAUAAUCUUCGUCUUCCAGUUACUGAAUAUUUAGCUACUGCCAAGGUGUUAAUUUGCUCGAAAUGCUUUCAAAUUGGACAUCUUAGAAGUAAUUGCAAAAGUCAAUUGGAAGUAUGUGGGGUAUGUGGUAGGGGUGUUGAAGAUCUUAAACAACAUAAUGAUUGUAUAAAUAAAAAAUGUUGUAUUAGGUGCUCAGGUGACCAUGAUUCGAACGAUUCUCGUUGUCCUGAUAUCAAAUCUUAUCGUGCGAUGUUAACAAAAUCUUUAUUACCUUCAGUCGGUGCAGAUAAAAAUCAUCCAGGUAAUCCAACAACAAAGUAUUGUCCUAAUGGUAAUGAUUUUCCAAUAUUAAAUGUUAAACAUGGUAAUCAACAUCGAGGUAAUGAAUCAUUCAUCAGUUCGGGUAAACGUAUUGAUGAUUUAUUUAGCAACUUUAAUAAACUGGAGGAAAAUUUUAAUAGAAUACUUGAACUUAAUAAUAAUUCUUUAGAUGAACUUGCUCGAACACAAAAGGUUUUGGCAAAACAUGAUCAUGAACUUCUUCUACAAAAAUAUGAUAUUACCUUUCAACGUGAAUAUGUUAACCAAUUUAUUUCCCCACUCGUUCAAGUAAUUGUCGAAGUUUUACCAACACUGGUCAAGCAAAAUGUUAUUCAAGAUAAAACGUUACUAUGCCAUCAUUAA
This is a messenger RNA of Rotaria socialis, 1089 nucleotides long. The record is from the annotation of a GenBank genome assembly. Lineage: Eukaryota; Metazoa; Rotifera; Eurotatoria; Philodinida; Philodinidae.